AUGUUUCUGGUCUCCGCGCCGACAGUCUCCGCCGGGUUACUCUCCUCGCAAUGGUUUAAAUUAAAAGUAAUACUACACGAAAAGUUACUGGCUGAAAAGAAGGAAAAAGAAUCUAAGGACAUAUUGAGAUUCAUCUGCUACGUAGACGCUCGGCCGUUCAAAUUCACUGCCUGCAAAGUGCUGACGAUCGACUGGUCAUUACCCGUGGCUAUACUUAACAUUUGCGUUACUUAUUUAAUAGUUAUUAUACAGUUUACACAUAUAUAUCAGUAA
Achroia grisella is the source of this 273-nucleotide messenger RNA. RefSeq lists its product as uncharacterized. Gene Ontology annotation, cellular component: membrane. The coding region runs from base 1 to 273 and encodes 90 amino acids. The record is from RefSeq and is a predicted model, not a curated record. NCBI's taxonomy places the organism in Eukaryota, Metazoa, Arthropoda, Insecta, Lepidoptera, Pyralidae. Gene Ontology annotation, biological process: sensory perception of taste. The transcript is spliced from 2 exons.